AAGAGAAGAUGAAAGAGCUCCCCCUAGUGUCCCUCUUCUGUUCCUGCUUCCUGGCUGAUCCCCUGAAUAAAUCUUCCUAUAAAUAUGACGCAGACACUGUGGCUCUGAACUGGUGUGUCAUUUCUGACAUGGAAGUUAUAGAACUGAAUAAGUGCACCUCGGGCCAGUCCUUCGAGGUCAUCCUGAAGCCACCUUCCUUCGAUGGGGUCCCUGAAUUCAAUGCCUCACUGCCCCGGCGGCGAGACCCAUCCUUGGAGGAGAUCCAGAAGAAGUUAGAAGCUGCGGAAGAGAGGCGGAAGUACCAAGAAGCUGAGCUCCUGAAACACUUAGCUGAGAAGCGAGAGCAUGAGCGGGAGGUGAUCCAGAAAGCCAUUGAGGAAAAUAACAACUUCAUUAAGAUGGCAAAGGAGAAGCUGACACAGAAAAUGGAAUCCAACAAGGAGAACCGGGAAGCCCAUCUUGCUGCAAUGUUGGAACGUCUGCAAGAGAAGGAUAAACACGCUGAAGAAGUUCGGAAAAACAAGGAGCUGAAGGAAGAGGCCUCCAGGUAAAGACCCUGAGGCAAGAAGGAAUUUGGACCAGCAGCUCCAGCAGCAGCGGU
Messenger RNA from Trichosurus vulpecula (common brushtail), 601 nucleotides. RefSeq names its product stathmin 4 (gene STMN4). The record is from RefSeq and is a predicted model, not a curated record. Gene Ontology annotation, biological process: regulation of microtubule polymerization or depolymerization; neuron projection development; microtubule depolymerization. Bases 9 to 551 code for a protein of 180 amino acids. Gene Ontology annotation, molecular function: tubulin binding. Gene Ontology annotation, cellular component: cytoplasm; neuron projection. NCBI's taxonomy places the organism in Eukaryota, Metazoa, Chordata, Mammalia, Diprotodontia, Phalangeridae. The transcript is spliced from 4 exons.